Molecule: messenger RNA, 810 nt
Organism: Colletotrichum higginsianum IMI 349063
Lineage: Eukaryota; Fungi; Ascomycota; Sordariomycetes; Glomerellales; Glomerellaceae
Product: Integral membrane protein
Exons: 3
Coding region: 1-810 (269 amino acids)
Source: RefSeq, a predicted model, not a curated record
AUGAUCUAUGUUUUGGUGAUGUUUGUCUACCCUUCCUUCCAACUAACCAAAUCCCCUCCCCUGGGAAACUUUACUGAAAGGAGAUCUAGUACUGGCGCGAAGGCUGCCCUCUGCGCCUUCUAUGCCCGGGUUUUCUCCCACCAGCGGUUCCGCCUCGCUACCAACAUAUUCCUCACAUGCUUGGCGAUCCAGACCCCUUUGUUUGUGUUUUUGGUCAUGUUUCAGUGUAUCCCAAUCCAAGCAGUGUGGGACCGGUCGAUCCACGGCCACUGCCUCAAUAUAACGGCCAUUAGCUACGCGGGUGCGGCUGUCACCAUCAUCGAAGACCUCAUACUCAUCGCCAUGCCGAUUCCAGAGCUUAUGAAGCUGCAGCUUGGGUUGAAGAAGAAGCUGGCGGUCGUCUUUCUGUUUGGGUUUGGGUCAUUCGCCAUCAUUGCAAGCAUUAUACGGCUGAAAUACAUGGUCAUGUUUUCCCGUAGUUACGAUCCCACCUAUGACUUUUUCGAGGUCAACCUCUGGUCCGGUAUUGAAGUCAACACAGCCAUCAUCUGCGGCAGUCUUCCUGCGCUAUUUCCGCUACUUAAAAAGCUUCCGGGAUUUUUCAAGGCGCUCAAAAACACUUUGGGGGACGCCUGGAGGAAGAUUUGGAAUAUAUCGACACCGUCAACCGGAGCAAAGCAGACGCGGGGUGCCGGUACUUCGUCGUCCGAAGCACCAAAAGAAGACAGCCAUACAAGCACUAUUGUCUCUAUCGAGAGCCCUACUAAGACGGAAGCCUCUUUGGCAUCAAGUAGAGAGUUGCAGAAAUAG